Messenger RNA from Acaulospora morrowiae, 369 nucleotides. NCBI's taxonomy places the organism in Eukaryota, Fungi, Glomeromycota, Glomeromycetes, Diversisporales, Acaulosporaceae. The record is from the annotation of a GenBank genome assembly.
AUGGAAUUUGUAGAUAUUGUUAAGGAAGAAGGUAGGCAUAUAGAUUUAUCUCAUUAUUUCGAAAAUGUUAUUACUGCACUUUGUGCCCGAUUUAUUAUAUAUGAUAAGAAAUACGAACCACCAUCUACUGACAAAAUCAUGAAAAUUAUGAACUUGGACGAAAAAUAUAAACAGAUCGAUAGUUAUGCUCAAGAAAAAGCCAAGAAAUGGCUAGAAUCAUUUAUUAAGGAAAUAAAUGGAAUCGAUUUUAAAAUAAUAUCUAAUCAUGGAUAUGCUUAUAAACGUGCCUACAAGAAUGCAGUCAAGACUGUACAAGCUAUAUUAUAUCAAAAAAUAGGUGAUGUGUAUGAGAUAUUUUAUGGAGAUUGA